This is a messenger RNA of Sycon ciliatum, 2664 nucleotides long. RefSeq lists its product as uncharacterized. Bases 173 to 1750 code for a protein of 525 amino acids. The transcript has 9 exons. Lineage: Eukaryota; Metazoa; Porifera; Calcarea; Leucosolenida; Sycettidae. The record is from RefSeq and is a predicted model, not a curated record.
AAAAGGCAUUGAAAAAGCAAAACAUCAUCUGGAUAGUCCGUCGCGUAGCCCUCUUAGUCGGUAAAUCCGAUUGACAACAGGAUCUGAGUGUCCACGUAUUGCAGAAAGGUUUCCUCCGGAAUACUAGAACUUCUAGUAUACUCUAUUACCGGUUCUAGUCGCUGGAGGUGAGAUGGAGAAAAUGACACGCACAGAACACCGGCUGGUGGUGCUCCUAGUUUUCUUGAGCACUGUGGUGACGCUGAGUGCCGGACAGAGAGUAGUCGGAGCUGACGGAUCAACGCACUCGCCCAUUCAAACUGGAAACUCUGGAACAUGUAUGACGCAAUGGUUACGUCAUUCAUUCCCAGCUGAACAGGACGUGGUGCUGAUGAAGUAUGAACGAUUGCUGCAAGCAUUUGAAACACCAGUCGACGAAAUCUCUGUUCCCGUAACUAAUGACUUGUUACUGUCUCUAGUGUUCGGUAGCGAGGAAAGAAGUGCCAAUUUCUCCCAAUGUCAAAAUGGUCAGUGUGAACAUCCGUCUCCAUGCCAACACGGUGGCAAAUGUGUGUACGCUAGUGUUGAUGGUAACACUCCUCAGCUGAAGCAGUACAAGUGUCAAUGUAGACCUGGGUAUGCCGGACGGCAGUGUGAACUCGCUGUGUCGGCUUGCAGAACCCAUCGUCCAUGUCAAAAUGGUGGACAUUGUCACAGUCGCGGCCCACAUGCCUACGAGUGUCGGUGUAAACCAUUGUUUGGUGGCAAGAACUGCGAAAUAAGUGACUUGGCUAACAUCACGUCGUCACUUGCUGACCUUACUCUCCGUCUGAAUUCAAUAGAGACUAAGUCUGCUCAGUCAGCUAGUAGAACCGCAGACACUGUGUCCCGUGUACUCAAACAAAUACAGCACACGUUGGAUCGGCGACUCGAUGAACAAGCAUCCGUCGUACAAAGCGAGAUACAGGAUAUCAGAGAUGAGGUUAAGAUGAAUUCCCUGCAACUCGUUGGGUCCUGUAGAGAAAUCCAGCAUCAAUCCAAUUACUCAGCACCUUCAGGUUUCUACAACAUCAUCUCUGGGCUGACGGGAGGAAAAAAGCUCAUCCAUGAGGUCUACUGUGAUAUGGAUCACUAUGGUGGUGGUUGGACAAGAAUUGCCUACAUCAAUCCCACGCAGCAGGGUGGUUGCCCUGGUAACAUGAGAUUUCAAAACCUUCAAGUUAAGCUGUGCACUAGACGAGCCAGCGGUGUUGGUGGAUGUGAUGGUGCAACGUUCCAGUCACCUAUUGCCGAGUACAGUGAAGUGAUGGGAUUUGUCACUGGGUACAGGGAUAAUACUUUGGAUGCAUUCCAUUCCGCACUUUCUGCCAGUACGCAGUUGAAUAGCUGGUACAUGGAUGGUGUCUCUAUCACACAUGAUUCUCCUGUGCAACAUAUUUGGUCAUACACAGCUAGUUUUGAUGAGGCCGCUCACUGCCCAUGUAGUACCAGAGCCAGUUCACAACCUCCAGCAUUUGUUGGUAAUCAUUACUAUUGCAUGGACCAUGGAUCUGCUUGGAGACCUUGGACAAUCACUCCAGCUGCACAUGCAUGGAGCAACACCAGCCAAUGUACUGCUGGUAGUACAUGUUGUAACAACACAGAUAUGCCAUGGUUUCAUCGUCAACUGGACAAUAGUGCCUCUGACCAAGUACAAAUACGCAUAUGUACAGAUCAGGGCAAUUCGGAUGAAAAUGUUGGCGUGGACGAAGCUGCGGUCUUUGUGAGAUAAAACAUGUUCUUGCCCUCCCUCUUUAUCUACCCUAUCCCCCUUCUUAUACCUGUCAACGUACAGCAUUCUAUUGUUUACAAUUGUCCAUCCUUAGAUUUCCUGGCAUUCUCUAGAUUGAUCCAAAGGACACAGAGACAAUUCUUAUUUUUGUGAAUAUUGUUGCCAAUUUACCCGACAAACUGACUUCUCAAAUACCUCAACUUCUCUACUUCUAUUUCAUACAUCUGCUUCGUUCAAUCUUUACUCUUUUCUUUCAUUCUUUUUCUUUUUCCUUUCUCAUGUAAUCACUGUCACUCACAUACAAAUACCGUCAUAAAAUAAAAAUCAUACCGUCAUAAAAAUCAGUGUAUAAGCAUCUUGUAUCUCGUCCUGAUUGCUGCAAGGUGUAUUCUGAUUCUUCUUUUUUCUGUUUUGUGCCGUGCUCGUCAUGGUUAUAAGUUGCAGUUGAGUGUGUUAGAAGCUGUUUGUCAACGUAUUCAUAAGCCUAAUCUGUGUGUCCAGAAGGACAGCAUUAUUCGUUUGAAAUUGUUCUAGUAGCAGCUUGUUCUGUCUGUUUGGCCCUGGUUGGCCAUGGUGUAAUAUUUUGUGUCACAGUAUACUAGUAAUCUUUACAAGUUCGUUAAGUGCUUUCGCAGUUUUUCCUGUUAUUACCUUAGUGCUAGGAUUAUCAUUUUCAUAGGUGUUGUUUCUUCUCACUCCAUUUCUCUUUAUUAGUAUCUUUCUGGAUUGUUUUUCAUUAGUACAACGUAGCUUCGUGAGGAGUGUUGUGCGAAAACUAGUUCGAAGUACGAUUUUUUGUUCAUCAUUUUCUCCAUAUCACAUUUUUUCUUUCUUCCAUGUUCUUCACUGCCUUCGUAUCCACUCGUUUUUUGAAUACAAUAAAAGCCUUUGUGAAAUAUCGGUUCAGCUCGUUC